This is a messenger RNA of Penaeus monodon (black tiger shrimp), 1256 nucleotides long. RefSeq names its product inosine triphosphate pyrophosphatase-like. Bases 185 to 808 code for a protein of 207 amino acids. Gene Ontology annotation, cellular component: cytoplasm. The transcript is spliced from 7 exons. NCBI's taxonomy places the organism in Eukaryota, Metazoa, Arthropoda, Malacostraca, Decapoda, Penaeidae. The record is from RefSeq and is a predicted model, not a curated record. Gene Ontology annotation, biological process: nucleoside triphosphate catabolic process. Gene Ontology annotation, molecular function: nucleoside triphosphate diphosphatase activity.
AUACUUUACAAUAAAUAAAUUCAAACGAAUACCCAACAUUUCCCUUCAAACCGCUAUUAAUCGGGUAGCCUAAUAGCGUAGUAGAAUCAGCUGAUCGCGUGUUGGCAAAAGGAAGGGAAGUCGGGCUGAUUGCUAUUCCAGGAUCGACACGUAACUUGAGGCAACAUUAACGACAAGAGCCAAGAUGAGUUUUCGUUCUCUUGUGUUCGUCACAGGAAAUGCUAAGAAGUUGGAGGAAGUUGUAGCCAUUCUGGGGGAUACUUUUCCCUUUAAAUUAGUCAGUCAGGAGAUAGACUUGCCAGAGUACCAAGGUGAAGCUGAUGAUAUCAGCCGCAAGAAGUGCCAGGUAGCAGCCGAAAUUGUCAAGGCUCCUGUUAUUGUAGAAGACACGUGCUUGUGCUUCAAUGCACUAGGUGGUCUCCCAGGACCAUAUAUCAAGUGGUUUUUGGACAAGCUUGGGCCAGAUGGCCUGACAAAGCUUUUAGCAGGUUUUGAAGAUAAGUCUGCUGAAGCUGUUUGCACAUUUGCUUACUCUUCUGGGGACCCCAAUGAUGAAGUACUUCUGUUCCAUGGUCGCACUCAAGGCACCAUUGUGGAGCCUCGAGGGGAGCACAAGUUUGGGUGGGAUCCCAUCUUCCAGCCAAAAGGCUAUGACCAAACAUAUGGUCAGCUGGAGAGAAAUAUUAAGAAUACCAUAUCUCAUCGUUUUAAAGCAGUAGAUGCUUUGCGUGACUUCUUUACAGGUGAAGAAGGAAGAGCACUAUUGGCCAAGAAGUUAAAGGUUGAAGACAACAAUGAGAAGGCAUAGCAUUGAGGUUUUGUCUGCUGAUCCAGGUGAAUUAGAAGGAUUUCAGGCUCCUGCUUUCCUACGAAAUACCCAAAAGAAGGACCAUACCUGCUUGUGCACAGAAUAAAAGGAUUUAUUUAUAGAUUUUUACUUGUUAAUGACAAUAUUCAUGUUACUCAUUUCAGAUUAUGAGGUUUAUAUGAUGAACAAUAUAUUUCUCUUAUUGUGCUUUUAUAAGAAGAAUCUUCUUUGCUUACAUAAAAGCCCCAUAAGCCUGUAUGCAUUUGCUAUUUAUAUAUAUUGUCUGACUGUAUUGUUUAUUGUUGUGUAAAUCACAACUUUAGAUCACAACUUCAUAUAUGACACAAAAGAGGAGAAACCUCACAAGCACAAGCCCUUUUAACAAUUUAGGCAGGUUGUGUUUGUUCUACCUCGCUUAUUGUUGCUGAAUUAAAACCCAUUCUUUUAA